Chenopodium quinoa (quinoa) is the source of this 1260-nucleotide messenger RNA. RefSeq names its product ankyrin repeat-containing protein BDA1-like. The coding region runs from base 1 to 1260 and encodes 419 amino acids. The transcript is spliced from 3 exons. NCBI's taxonomy places the organism in Eukaryota, Viridiplantae, Streptophyta, Magnoliopsida, Caryophyllales, Amaranthaceae. The record is from RefSeq and is a predicted model, not a curated record. Gene Ontology annotation, molecular function: protein binding.
AUGUUUGAUGCAAUGGUUAAGGAGUUUUCAUCUGCAGUGAUGGAUAGAUUGUUCCAGACCGCGCAGACAGGGGAUAUUGAGGAAUUGCACCAAUUCCUAGCAAGGGAUCCCCUUAUCCUUCAUCAAAUCCCACUUAUAUGUGCUCAGAAUCCUUUACAUUUUGCUUCUGCUGCGGGGCACUUGGAUUUUGCAAAGAAAAUACUGGAACUGAAGCCUGAAUUUGAUAGGCAGGUGAAUGCAGAAGGAUAUAGCCCCAUGCACUUAGCAUCUGGAUGUGGACACAUACAGAUAGCUAGAGAGAUGAUCAGAAUCGACUCAAAUAUAUGUCGUCUUGCAGGCAAAGAAGGCGCAACACCUCUACAUCUUGCAGUGCUAGGAGGGAGGGUUGACCUAAUAAGUGAAAUGCUAUCUAAUUGUGAAGGGUGCAUAGAGGAUGUGACGGUUCAGAAAGAGACUGCUUUGCAUCUUGCUGUCAAGAGCUUCCAGCUUGAGAGCUUGCGGGUUUUUCUGGAUUGGACCGGGCAAAUGGACAGAGAAGAGAUUCUGAAUAGAAAGGAUGAACAUGGGAAUACCGUCCUGCAUCUUGCAGUCUGGAAGAAGCAAAGACAGGCUGUGGAUUUGCUUCUGGAGAACAAUUCUAGGACUCUGGAAGUGAAUGCAGUAAACAAGAGUGGUUUGACAGCACUAGAUUUGUUGUUGAUUUUCCCAAGUGAAGCCGGUGACAGAGAAAUUCAGGAAAUACUUCAGGGUGCUGGGGCAUUAAAAGCUCAAGAUCUUAACCUCCAUGACACAACUUUUACUUCAUCAACUCACGAUCCUUUAGUAAACGACCAUUCAAAGGAUCUCGUUGAUUAUUUCAGAUUUCACAGUGGAAGAGAUUCACCAAGUGAUGUUCGAAGUGCACUUCUAGUCAUAGCUGUGUUGGUAGCAACAGCAACAUACCAAGUUGGUAUCAGCCCUCCUGUUUCUUGCAAUUCUAUUGGAUUUAAUGUCUCUGCUUACAUGAUAGCUAAAUUAACGUCGAAAUUCCCCUUACAGACAGAGCUUCAAAUAUGUCUCUUAGCGCUUUACAUAACAUUUAAUGUUGCUGUAACUGCUACUUCACCCAAGGGUGCCAGAGUUUUCUCAAAUGUGUUCGCAUCUGUGUUGCCUACUGCAGUCCCUGUAUGCUGUGGUUUGCUCCGAAGAUAUAAAGUAUUCAAACAUAUCAAGGGCAUGUUUCGAAAAUUUCGACAAGAAUGUUGCAGUGGGGUGCUGUAA